AAACAAUGGAGGAGUGAAGGUCCCUGAGGCAAGACAUCCACCUCAUACCCCAGGCUAUAGUAUAUUAACCAGGAGCUUCAGGACCAUUUUAUCUGUAGAAGGUGACUCAUGAUGAAAUGGAUGAACACUUUAUGGAGGAUCACACAACGUGGGAAGUAAUGAAUUUUAAGGAGGAAAAUGAUGAGUCAGGAGUGACAAGAGACAGUGAGAAAGAUGAGGAAGAAACACAUGAAUCAUUAGACAGGGAUGAACCGAAGAUGACUGAUCACUACCGGAGAAGAUACUUGGAAGUUUCCUCUUGUUUUCAGAGUGACCGUUGUGAUGCUAGUGAUCGUUUAAAAAAGAAUUGUCAAGAGGUAAAUGAAGACCAUGUAAAUUAUUGUACUGACAAGCAAGGAAUGGAGACUAUACAGGAAUCAAUAUGUAUCCAGCCUGACCCAGAGUUAAUGAACUUACCUUUACAAUUCAAACAUGAAAUUGAUGACCCUGAACUGUUAAAUAAUAUUAUAGAUGCUCAUCCUCACACAGAAAUUAUGGUUGUCCAGCCUAAUUCCACACUCAUGGACUUACCAUCUCAUGCCAUGAUCAAAGUUAUACAACUCAAGCAAGAGAGAGAGGAUACACAGCCUUAUUGUGAAGCUUUAGACACUAAAUUACAAGAAAAUUUGAUUCAUAUGAAGAGCCAACAGGUGACAGAGGAGAGCCAAAAUAAUCUCGAAAAUAAAUAUUCCCGACCCAGACGUCAGCCAAAGUAUAAGUGUCAGAACUGUGGUGGCGAGUAUUCUCACGUGCGAACCUUAGAGUCCCAUACCAGAAUAUGUGGAAAAAUUGGUAAACUAAGAAAAACAAAGUGCAUCCACCCUUCAUGUGCGUUGGAAUUCUUCCACAAGUUCCGGAUGAUUGAGCAUUACGAGAGGGAUCACUCGGAUGAAGGUCCAGAACUAAAAGUAGAUCCCAAUUUUAUAAAUCCAGAAUACAUCUGUUGCAACUGUGAAUGUGUGUUUACUAAUCUGUCUUUGUUACAUACCCAUGAAAAAGUUUGUGGUAAAUCAGUCAACCUAAAGAGCCCUUGUACACUGGACAAUAAUAAGAAAGUUCUGUGUAUUCAUCCCUCUUGUAGGAAAAAAUUUACCCAUAAGUCUAUAUUAAACCGUCACGUCAAGAAAGAACAUCCAAGAAUGAAGUCCCUGCUGGAGCCCCUUCCUAACUAUAGCUGCCAAAACUGCCUGCGUAAUUUCACUUAUAUGUCGAGUUUCCUGACCCACGAGAGAGCUUGUGGAAACAGAAGUAAAGUGCGGAAAACACCGUGUACUCAUCCACUUUGUAAGAGAGAAUUUUUUCACAAAUGUAGACUACUUCAGCAUGUCAGGGAGGAACAUCCUGACAUGGAGUAUGUUGAUCCUGUUAAGGACACCAAUUUUAGGUGUCCAAAAUGUGACCGCGAAUAUUCUCACGAGCGAAGCCUGAAAUCGCACACUCAGACAUGCGGUAAAAGAGGGAAAUUAAGAAAACAACAAUGCAUUCAUUCUUCAUGUACAAAAGAAUUUUUCCAUAAGUCCAGGAUGAUGCAACAUGUUAAAAGAGAUCACCCUGAUAUGGAGGAACCUAAGGCAGACAAUGAACAUGGCUUUAAGUGUCAGAAUUGUGACACAUUGUAUGGUCACCUGCAGAGCUUACAGAGACACAUGGAAAUUUGUGGUGUUGGAGGAAAAUUGAAAAAGACAAAAUGUAUUCAUCCAUCCUGUGAGAAAAUGUUUUUUCAUAUAUCGUCUAUGAUGAAACACAUGGAGAAUGACCACACUGAUAUGGAGGUGAACGUAACAGAGAAAAGUUUUGCUUCUCUAACUGAAUUUAAAGUUUGGAAAGAAGAUGAAGAGAUGAAAUCUUAUUCAUAUUUCAGUACAAGACACAGUGUUACGUCUAAUGAUGGUAAGGCAUAUUUGUGCUUUGUGUGUCAAUACAAUGGACCAGAUAGAUAUUCAGAAACACCAAGUGAUACAAGUAGAGGGUCUUCAAGAAAGUGGAAGAAAGGAAGAGUUAAAACUGGUAUGAUUUGCCCAGCAAGAAUGUUAGUUAAAGAAUGUCACAAUGGCUCGGUCACCGUUAAGUACGUUAAGACUCACAACCACGAGGUUAACAAGAAUAAUGUCAUAUAUCCUCCUCCUGCCCAAAGAACUUUUAGAAAAUAUCAUUUAGCAAUGAGAGAAGCAAGUAAGAAAACUGAACCAGUUGCCACUGAUGUUAUUGAUCAGACAGUUGAAAUUGCUAGUGGAGAAGAUGCUCUUGGUACUGUGGAAGUUUCUGUUGAGGACGACAUAAGUGGAGAGAUGACAGCAACAGCAGUGGGAACUGGUUACUUUGAUAAUACGGUCAGGCCUAAUUGUGGCUAUGUUCACACUCUAGAAAAAGCAAGUGAAACAAUCCAGCUCUUUCAACAAAGGACAAUGUCUCGUUAUAUUUGCUACAAGGUGCAGCGGAGUUUUGGAAGAGAUGGAUUGUGUGCAGAAAAUCGAAAGAUUCUAUGGCAGCAAGAAGAGCUCAGGGAAAACACACUUCCAGAGUUUGAUGGAGUUCCCUACAUCCUUAAUGGCACAAAAGUGUUGGAGUGUCAGUAUGGUGUGAACAGAAGUGCUUACCAAAAGAAACUCAACAGUGCAAAAAGAAAGCAGGAAUCUCUGCAGAGAGAAAAGUAUCCACAAGGUCAUGUCUCUAAGAAAGUGGACUGUCCUGCCAAAAUUUUUCUUAAGGAUGUUAUCAAGUUUCCUGAUUUUAAGGUACAGGUAGACUCACGGCAGGAGAAGAAGAUAAAGUCGAAUCUUCUCCGUCUGGCGCUCAAAGAUGGCCGUGCACAAGGUGAACGAAGAAUAUACAUCCAACUACCAAAGGAAUCUGAUCACUGCGCUCAUGAUAUGGGACCACUUGGCAAACUCCGAAAACCUCGAGCUAACAGAUUGUCACUCCAUCCUCUCUGGGAUACUCACCUGAAUGACAGCAGUUUUCUUCACACAUUUAGAGUUACAAAACCAUUGUUCCAGUUCUUAGUCAAUGAGUGGCAGAAAGAGGAGAAUGAAAGGCUAGAGGCGACUGGACUAACAGUGUCAGAAAAAGAGCUCCUGGACAACCAAGUCUUGGCAGCCCUCUAUUAUCUUGGGUCUGGUGACAAUCUUGCAGCAGCCAGUGCAAAAUUUAAAGUGAAACCAUCUAGACUCCUUGAUAUCACUGUGAAGUUUGCUGAUUUCCUUCUGAAACAGAAUAAUAAAUAUAUAAAGUGGCCGCCUGUGGAGGAAAGGGUACAAAUAGCAGAGAUUAUCAAGCAAGACUGUGGGUUCCCAGGAGUGUUCGGCGCCAUGGAUGCUUCCCUCAUCCACAUGACUCCACCUGUUGGGAAUGAUAAAUACAAUUAUGCUUUAACAAUUGGUGAUUCUGAAACCAAUUGUGCCUUUGUGCUGCAGUUCAUUGUUGACCACAGACUUGUAUUCCGAGACAUCCACUUGGAUUCCCCAAAGACAGGAACAAGGAUUCAGGUUUUCCAGGAAUCAGAAGCGUGGUUAGCCAUCCAGAACCUUACUAGUGCCGAGACACACUUGGUGGCCCCGGCUGUGUACCCCUUGGCACCAGCCCUCAUGACUCCACACAUGACAGAAAUGUUAUCUUACCAGGAGGCCUUGUACAAUGAGAAUCACCAGGAAGCUCACAAGUUGACUGCCAACGCUAUGACGGUGUUCAAGUCAAGGUUCAGACGCAUGCAAAAGCUUGAUAACCCCGUGGAAACCAGCGCAACACUGAUAAAAGCUGCCUGUAUAUUACACAACAUUGCUCUUAUGAAUGAAAGUGAAACAGUACUGAAUGACUUAGGGCUGGAGUACAACAGUGAAUUGGAUGAAGAAGGCUGGCACACUAUGGGCAUGGAGGAGGUUGUGGCUGAGAUUGGUAUUCUUGGUGGAGAAGAGAAGAGACUUUACCUCACCACUGUUAUGACAGCUCGAUGAGUGGAUAUACUAAGGAAGGUCCUCGUGCCGUCAAUAAAGGCAGCCACUUCCGACUCUUGCAACUGAGCUAACUUCAGCACCCCCACCAGCAAUGAUCCUGUCACCC
This is a messenger RNA of Homarus americanus (American lobster), 4095 nucleotides long. RefSeq lists its product as uncharacterized. The coding region runs from base 117 to 3989 and encodes 1290 amino acids. The transcript is spliced from 13 exons. The record is from RefSeq and is a predicted model, not a curated record. Lineage: Eukaryota; Metazoa; Arthropoda; Malacostraca; Decapoda; Nephropidae. Gene Ontology annotation, molecular function: DNA-binding transcription factor activity.